Messenger RNA from Scutellospora calospora, 1173 nucleotides. The record is from the annotation of a GenBank genome assembly. NCBI's taxonomy places the organism in Eukaryota, Fungi, Glomeromycota, Glomeromycetes, Diversisporales, Gigasporaceae.
AUGGCUGCACCCGUGGGAAUAUUACGAAAUGCCAGCCAUGCACAACAGAGUAAAUCUUCAAACUUCAUUACUACAUUUUCGGAUAAUUCAGAUUCGGAACAAGAAGGUAAUAAUAGUACUGAUUAUGGACCAGAAUAUGAAACUGAACCUGAAGGUGAUUUAAAUACUGAAGAAGCGCAAGAAACUUUACAACAUGAAACUUUAAUAAAAGCUGGAUACCUUGCUAAAAAACAAGGGAAGAAAGUAGGGAAUAAGAAUUGGAAACGGAGAUGGUUUGUGUUAAGGUCAACAAAAUUGGCUUAUUAUAAAAGUGAUAAGGAAUAUGAACUCUUGCGAAUUUUGGAUUUGAAUGAUAUUCAUGCGGUUGCUGAGGUUAAAUGGAAAAAUAAUAGAACCAAUGUGUUUGGGAUUGUUACACCAAAACGUGCAUAUUAUGUCCAAGCUGGAAGCAAAAGAGAACUUGAUGAAUGGGUGGACGCUAUAAAUAAAGUCAAGAAAGAAGUUCAGGAUAAUGAAGAUGAUGAAGGAAGUCAAGCUGAUGGUGAAGAUAUGGUGACAAAAGGAAAAAAAUCGACAAAUAAACGCCUCACUGCUCAAUUUAAGCAUAAAUCUUCGGCACCAAUUUUGGAUAAACAGACUCCUAAAUCUCCAGUAAAAGAAACAUCUGCAAUUGAUAUUCCAAAUUCACAGGUUCGAACAACUGAACAUAGUGAAAUUGGAAACUCAUAUGCAUCAAUUUCCUCUUUCACAUCUGGGGGUUCCAUUCCUAAUAUAUCACCGUCACCAUCAAGCCCGGUAAAUGCAAAUUUUGUACCGGAAAGGAAGGAUAGUAGUGAUCCUACUGCUAGUUCUGACGAGGAAGAGGGAGGCUUUGCUGAUGCAACUGGAGAGGAUAACACUAAUGAUGGUCGUGCAAUCCAAAAAGGAUAUUUAUAUAAACUUGAUAGAUAUAAGGAUAAUCGUCCUCAAUUGAACCUUAAUCUUUCGGACAUCCUUGAUGCUAUUGAAACUGAUUCUGUCUCUAAAUCAAGACAGCAUUGUUUUAAGAUAAUUACUCCUAAACGAACUUAUGUGUGUUGUGCACCUAAUGAAAAAUCUCAAGUUGCAUGGCUGGCCGCUCUACAUGUAGCGCUAACCAAAACAAAAGAGAAAUUAAAAGGAGCAGAAUCAUAA